Rhopilema esculentum is the source of this 1062-nucleotide messenger RNA. RefSeq lists its product as uncharacterized. The record is from RefSeq and is a predicted model, not a curated record. NCBI's taxonomy places the organism in Eukaryota, Metazoa, Cnidaria, Scyphozoa, Rhizostomeae, Rhizostomatidae.
UUAUAGAAACCUAUGCAAAUGUAUGUCCCGUGAGUAUAUAUUUCACAUCUCAUCCAUGCGAACGAUGUAAUUACAGUGUGACCAACCACGUAAAUAUCUCUGAAAACUUUUUUAAAAAGGAUGCAGAAAACCGCGAAGAUGAUUCAGCACAACAGAUGAAAUUUCUGAUGGACGCAACAAUAUCACCAAUUUCUGUCUCAUUGCAGCCAGGACGACAUUUAAGUGUAGAUAGCAGACCAGAAACAGCAGCAUCAACUUACCAAGAUGAAGUCAGUGCUUUUACACCAGAAUUCCCCCAUCUUAUCCCAAUGGAAAAUGGUGCCUUCAAGCAGGUUUCACAUUAUGUGACAUCACCAUUUAAACAUUGGCGGCAAAGAAAGUACAAGGACCCAAGAACAGUUUAUGAUGUUGGUAGUCCAUUGAAAGACAAUAUUUUGCAUUCCAUAUCACUAUAUAAAAAUGCUAAAUAUAUACCAGAUGAAAGCACUAAACAAGGUUACACAUAUCAUUCAAGAAUAAGGCAAGGGAGGUUGCUGCCAUUGCUUGGUGCCCCUGCCGUCAAAGGCCCAAAAAUCAAUCAGUGUAUUGGAAUUACACCAUCAGGGCGAUCAAGAAGUUCCACAAAUAGACAACACACUUUGUCUAAAAAUAGCAACCAUGCUAAAAGGCAAAGUCAUACAACAAGACUUUCAAAGAAACCACAAAUGCACCAUACAUCACUCACAUCUGUCAACUCUUCAAUUCACUGACAUAAUUUUCAAUGCACUCAAAUGUCUGAAGCAAGAUGAGAGGCUUGUUGAGUGAUUAUUUUGCAGAAUGAAAGGAAUAUUUUUAUAUGCAUUACAAAUGAGAUGAAAGAAGGCAGAUAAUGUGUGCACAAGUAACACUAAUUGAAUGAUUUGUAAUGUUGCCGCGAAAAAAUAACAAUUCCAUACUAACUGAGUAGUUGUACGUAGAAGAUUCUGAGGCAAAAAGGUUCUUAUUGUUUUAGUAAACAGUUUUGCUUUAUAAAAAUAUUUGGCAUAAACUAGCAAUGUACAGUAUAUCUAUGAACAUGAACAU